This is a messenger RNA of Paramecium sonneborni, 3311 nucleotides long. The record is from the annotation of a GenBank genome assembly. NCBI's taxonomy places the organism in Eukaryota, Ciliophora, Oligohymenophorea, Peniculida, Parameciidae.
AUGAUUAUAUUUAUUUUUAUAGUUGUUGUGAAGACUUGCACAGUGCCAAACCAAGUAUAUACUCUCUAUCCUACAGAAGGUGAAAUAAUAUAAAUGAAAAUGAAUAACCUAAUUUAAGGAAGUAACCUUACAUAUAUAUGUUAAAAUUGUUCAUAAUAAGGUGCCAAUGUUUCGAAUAUAUUCAAAAGUAAUUAAAUAAUAAAAGUUGGUAAUUAUUUACAUUAAGCUAGAUUAUACAUUUAAAUCUGUUACGUUCUCUGAAGACAAAAUUUAUGCUUUAACUACAGAAAAUAGUUUAAACAUAUAUUAGAAUAUAAAUGGAGAAAUGGAUUCUAAUCCUAAAAUAAUUCCUAUUGAUUAAAGCUUGGAAUGCUUUAGUGUUUCAUAUAUAGAAGCUUAUAAUAUUAUUAUAGAUUGUUACUAAGAUCAAAAAUUAAUACUAUACUAUUUAAGAGGCUCCAAUUUAAGAGAGAUGUACAGUACUAACAGUUCUAUUCCUAGUUAAACUAAAAUCAGUUCUAUUUAAAAAAAUAAAACGACUUAUAUUAUUUAUGGAUAAUCUUUUAAUUAUUUUAAUACAUCUAAUUAAUUUUAAAACAUAUUGAAUUUGACAAUUUUAACCUAAAAUAAAAGGUAAUAAUUAAUUGUUAAGGAUAAUUUAUAAGAUUAAGCAUAUAAUUUUUUUGUUUCAUAAAGGGAAUCCUUAAAUUAAACAAUAUUUAUAUAGCAUUACAGUAAUAUAACUUCAUUUGUAUUGUAAGAAAAUGGAACACUGUUAGAAGUCGAAAGCAUAUUAUUAUAUCAUGAAAUCAUCAAUAUGGCUUAUUAUUACUCUCCAUUUGAAUAUUAUUAAUUUGAUAGACUUUUUUUAAUAGUCUUAGAUGAUGAUUUUGAUUAUAUGUAUUAUGUAGUUGUUUAUUACAGUGACUCAACUUAUUUAGACAAUUUGGAGUCUAAAUAAUAAAGAAAUAUAGUAAGUAGAACAUCAUAAAUAUUUAUGAGUUAAAGUUUCAUUAUUAUAUUUGGUUAACAUACAAUUAGUAUUUAUUAAAAUUAAAUUUUUAAUUAAAUUCUAUUGAGAAAAGAAUAUGUAUAUGGUAAUAACACUCUUUUAUAUUUUGAUGAAUAAAAAGAAAUUUUAUAUAUUUUUGAGAAAAAAACAAGAAUUCAUGAAUUAUAGAUUCCUGUUUUAAAUUUUGUAUAAAAGAAUCGUGAAGGCAAUUUUUCUAUUCUUGCUUUAGGAAUGGAUUAUCAUUUACAAAUAAAUUAUUGCUAAGUUUAGAUAAAGUAUGUUUUAGUUUCCUUAUCAAAUAAUAAUGUAUCUUUCAUAUUCGAAGAGCCAUAAUAAUCAUACUAUAAUUUAUUAUAGUAUCCUUUUGAGUAUUGGGUUAAUUAUGUUUCAGGACCACUUAUCAAAGUGAAUCCUUAAGUUAGUAAUAAAGAAUUAGGUACUUUUUAUGAUAAUACUUCAUACAAAUUGAAUUAAUCAUUGGAAUAAGAUUAAAAUUAUUAUAUAACAAAAGCUUUUACUUUAAACAUGUUCUUAGAAUGCAAUUAUAAAAAAUUAAAUGAUAUUUUUCUAGUUGCUGUUAGCAGAGAAAAUAUAGAUAUUUAUUUAGAUGGAAAUAAAUCAAGCUCAUUUUAAAAUCUAUAUAAGGACAUUAUUGUAACUUAAAUUGAAAUCACUUUUUCAAUUAGCAAUCAAUCAAUGAUUUUUAUAGUUUGUCUAAGUUUUGGUUAAAAUAUUAUUUAAAUUUACUUAUUUAAUAGUCAAUUAUAAAACAUUUGUAAUAGAACUACAAAUACAGAACUAUUUAAAUAGUUUUAAUUGUUAUCUGAUUCAGUAGUGCUUUUACUAGAAACAAAUUAAAUAUAAAUAAUAGAUUUCGAUUUGAGAGGAUAAAUUUUGAUUGAUUAAAAAAUUUUAGAAGAGAAAAAUGGUUAAAAGGUUGACUUAAAUUUAAUAAAUAUUUUUAUUAACUCUUAAUACUAAUCUAGAGUCUUAUAUAUAAAUAAUAAUAAUAGUUUUAUAAUAGGUUAUAUAACAGAGGAUUUCAUAUUUGAGUUAAUAUUAAUUUAGGAUGUUACUUUUCAAAUAGAAAAUCUACAAGUUGUAAAUAAUCUCUUAAUCUUGUCUUGGAUUCCUUAACAUCAAGAAGUUUUAUAUUUUGAGGUUUGGAAUGUAAAAAAUUUAUCAAAUCCAUUUUACCUCAGUUAAAUGUCACCCAUAAAUUUUGCAUUAGAUUAAAAGUCUAUUUCCUUAUACUCUGACAAUUAAUUUUUUUAUGUAUUAGAUAGUUCAACUAUAAAUGUCUAUAAUCCUUAUUUACAUGGACGUUCAAGCCUUUAUUAUAGAUUUAAGUUUGAUGGUAAUUACUUCACUAGCAUAACUAUAGACAGUUUGGCAUUUCUUUGUUUUAAUUAAAGUUUCUAUUUGCUUUCACCUAUUUUAAUAUAUGCUUUUCAGAAUAAAAACAUACAUGAUAAUUUCUUUACAUAAUAAAUUUUUAACUUUUCAUUUUCAUCGUAUCUUAAUAAUUCAAAUACUAUUUAAUAAGGAAAUAACUCAGUAACAAUCAUAAAUGAUUUUUUAAAUAUAGGUUUAAAAAAUACUAGCGCUAAUGUAAAUCAAUCUCAAUCUUAUGUUGUACUCAGCAGAGAGAAUAUAUCAUUAACAGGUUAAGCAUUAUAAUUUAAUCUUGAUAAAUCAGAUACUGAUUCCAAAGUUACCAACUACAUAGAAUAUUCAAAAAAUUAGAAUUACAUUGAUAUGUACACUUAAAUUAUUUAAUAUACUAAUUCUAGUUCAACAUCAUUUUUACUAAUGAAUAAUCAAAGUAUAUUAAAUUAUUCUAAUAACUCUAUUACUUAUCAAUUUAGUUCUCCCUAAAAUUUAUGUGUUGCCUCAAAUAUUUAUAAUGAAAGUAUUUAUGCUUUAUGCCAAGAUAUUCAAAAAUAGUAUUAGAUUAUAAGUUUAAAUUUUAAAAAAUUAACAUAAAAUAACACGAUAUAAACAACUUAAAUCAUGAAUUUAUCAUAGAAUACUUAUGUAAAUACUUCUUGGAUAAGAAUAUACAAUAAUCAUCUUUAUGUUUGGAAUGAUACAAUUUAAAUGUAUGAUAUCAAUUUAAAUUCAUCAUAAAUUGGUAAUUUUAUUUGUAUAAGUACUUAAUUUGGGUUUUAGACUAUCGAAAUACCUUUAGAUUCUGACUUAAUAAUAUUAUAUAUUUAUUUUAAGCCAAUUCAUAAGGAUUAAUUAUACCACAAAUUUGCUAAGAUAGAUAAUAAUUCAUAAUUUCAUCAUGGAGAUG